This is a messenger RNA of Gossypium raimondii (Peruvian cotton), 1380 nucleotides long. RefSeq lists its product as uncharacterized. NCBI's taxonomy places the organism in Eukaryota, Viridiplantae, Streptophyta, Magnoliopsida, Malvales, Malvaceae. Gene Ontology annotation, biological process: snRNA transcription by RNA polymerase III; snRNA transcription by RNA polymerase II. The coding region runs from base 340 to 1203 and encodes 287 amino acids. Gene Ontology annotation, cellular component: snRNA-activating protein complex. The record is from RefSeq and is a predicted model, not a curated record. The transcript is spliced from 8 exons. Gene Ontology annotation, molecular function: sequence-specific DNA binding.
AAAAAAAAGCCCUAAUCUAAUCUGCAUAAUUAUCUGAAAAACACAUCCCCUUCCCUUUUGGCUUUUGCUACCUUACCUGCUGACUCCCGAUUAUCUUCCUUCUUCGUCAAAUUAAAAAAAAACCCCCGUAAAUAGCAAAAUCUUCCCCCUUUCGUUGCCGUUACCGAAAGCGUGAUUGCAACACAGCGGCCAGCCAACACUUCUGCACCACUCGGCGUUCAUCUUCCCCCUUUCGUUGCCGAAAUCUGCCAUUCCUCCAUUCGUUCAUCUUCCUCUCAAAGCCAAAGGAUGAUUAGAUACGAGGGUUAGCUUGGGAGAAACCAAGGGUGAAAACUGAAUAUGGAUUUGUGUCUGUUCAAGCAAGAUAUUGACGAUCUUAUUCAUGAGUUUGUUGAGAGUGAAUCAUCAACUUUGAAUGACAUGAAGAGAAUAUGGUUAUCCAUGAAAUUCUCAUACAUUUACGAGGCCAGUCCUUCUACAAACCUAGCUUUCUUUAUGCAGUCACUCUAUGCCCACACUAUCAGUCACAUGGUCAAUGUUGAUUCUUUAACUUGCAGACUUGGAGGACUCUAUUGCCUCUACUGCCUCUAUGAAACUCAACCAUUCAAACCGCCUUUCAAGAUUUAUCUCUCACUCCGAGAGAUGGAGAAACUUAAAACCCUCGUUGCUGAGGCAAAAGAAAUGGGUAUAAAAGUAGUGCCUGCUUUGGUCAAAAGGAUGAUGGAAACAAAUAUGUUUCUGUUUGGGUUUGUGGACUUAAAUGAAGGCUCGGUUAGUGAGACGAUUAACAGUUUGACGAAAUUACAGGAUGCACGUAUACAAGUUGCGUAUGAGAAGUUGUUUACCGAUACUGCGAUUGAGCAAUACAUCUCAAUGGACUUGGGUAGGGAGGUUGACCUCAAUAUGCUAAAGAAAAUGUCCACCGAAUAUGAAGUGGCGAAGAGAAAAGCCAUUGAAGAGGCUGGAAAGGUGGUGGAUGUCCAGAACAUAAAGUAUAUAUCAGAAAACGAGGAACCUCUAAGCGAAAUAGUUGAAAAGAUAGAUGCGAGCUGGAAAAACCAAAGAGAAGCAUUUUAUCAACGGACCGGAUUGACCCCCCAAAAUCCUGCAGAACCACAGCGGCUGCAGUUACAACUGAAGGAAGGCGAUGCAGAGAACAACGAUGCCGAUGAAUUUUAUCAACUACUGUAUCAACAUGAUUGAACCCUCUACCUCAAGAAUUCAUUUUAAUUAACAAAUGUUAGUGAUGGUACCGUCGUCGGUAUCAUUUGUAAUUAUCUUAGUAAAUAUUGAAAUUUGAAGUCAUUGUUCAAGCAUAGAAUCAGGAACAUGAAAAAUGUCCCCAUUUUUCACAUUGGAUAAGCACCAAUGUUGCCACAA